This is a messenger RNA of Zychaea mexicana, 1332 nucleotides long. Its product is annotated as transmembrane amino acid transporter protein-domain-containing protein. The transcript has 4 exons. Gene Ontology annotation, molecular function: amino acid transmembrane transporter activity. Gene Ontology annotation, biological process: amino acid transmembrane transport. Bases 1 to 1332 code for a protein of 443 amino acids. Gene Ontology annotation, cellular component: vacuolar membrane. NCBI's taxonomy places the organism in Eukaryota, Fungi, Mucoromycota, Mucoromycetes, Mucorales, Lichtheimiaceae. The record is from RefSeq and is a predicted model, not a curated record.
AUGAGCGAAAAGGCGGCUUCAUUCGUUGACACUAAAUCAAGUGGCGGCUCUUUUGUUCCACCAGCACCACGACCUACCAAGCGUUUCGCUUAUGAUUGGAGAGACAAGCUUCUUGAUCCCAAUUUCGAUGUUGACCGAUCCAAUGGUGGUCGAUCGUACACAGCAUAUUAUAACAUUGUCUGCUGUGUAUGUGGCACUGGCAUGUUAUCACUUUCUUCUGUCUUAGCAGGAGGAGGUUGGGGCGCUUUGGCUCUAUUGAUUAUCUGCUGGUGGAUGACCAUGUACUGCUCUGUUAUUCUCAUUCAAACGCUUUACUACGGUGGUGAGAAGCGUAUGUUGUCGGUUAACCAGGUUGCAACUACUGCGUUCGGCAAAUGGGGCGGCUACACGAGUUUCUUCUUCAACGCUUGGAUCUUGCUCGGAACAGCAAUCCUCUACUUUGUCUUGUGUGGUUCAAACCUGAACGAUUUGUGCGCCGGAACUGCCGGCGAAAUUGGCCAUGUUGCCUGGUCUAUCAUCUUUGUCGUAAUUGUUGGAAUUCCCUUUGUCUUUAUGAAAACCAUGGAUAACUUGAGCUGGACCUCGUUACUUGGUGUAGCUGUGACCUUGGUAACAACUUUUAUCUGUGUCAUCGAAGCUGGCCUCGAUCGCCCGAAUCAGGUGGAUGUCGUCAGGGAAAAUGUCGUCUGGGAAGGCUGGCCCGGCGCCAUCGCCGUCAUUUCCUUCAGUCUGGGUGGUAACGUCGUUUAUCCCAACUGUGAAGCUGCCAUGAAGCGACCUCAGAGAUGGCCCAUAGUCUGCAUCAGUGGUUUGUCAACCUGCGCUCUCUUGUACUUUAUGAUUGCAAUUCCCGGUUAUUUCAUCUAUGGUGAAACCGCUCAGAACCCGAUUUACAACAGCAUUCCGCCUGGUGUUGGUCGUAUCAUGGCAAUUGUGAUGGUCACAAUCAAUGUCACAGUCUCUGUUCCUAUCUACGCUGGUUCCUUUGCUUUGGACUGUGAAAAUAUCAUGGGCAUUACAGUCGAGAAGAUGGGUAAAAAGAAAGAAUUUAUGUACCGUGCCCUUUGGCGUACUGCUAUCAUGGUCUUUUGCGCCGUCAUCGCAUGUACUGUUCCUCACUUUUCGCCACUCAUGCAUUUGUUUGGAGCCUUUGGUUACAGUACCACCAUUUUCAUCAUCCCUGUGUUGUGCUACUGGAAGCUUACCGGCUUCCGCAAUAAGCCGAUCUAUGAAAUCGCAUGGGGUUGCCUUAUCUUGCUCAUGGGCAUCGUUGGUCUCAUUUUCGGCACUUGGGACUCGGUUGUGAAACUCAUUGCUGCUUACAAUGCAUAG